This is a messenger RNA of Pteronotus mesoamericanus, 1392 nucleotides long. It is a transcript of the gene CMBL, whose product is annotated as carboxymethylenebutenolidase homolog. Lineage: Eukaryota; Metazoa; Chordata; Mammalia; Chiroptera; Mormoopidae. Gene Ontology annotation, molecular function: hydrolase activity. The transcript is spliced from 6 exons. The record is from RefSeq and is a predicted model, not a curated record. The coding region runs from base 147 to 884 and encodes 245 amino acids.
CCGGGCAGGAGGCACCUCCCACUCGGCUCACCCCUGACCGUGGCUUGGGGCUCUGAGGGUCUGCGGCGCUGCCCCCUCCCGGCGUCGCCCCCUCUGCGCGGUAGGCAGUUUCCAGACGGCGGAAGAGCCCGACUUAACUAUCUCCAAUGGCUAACGAAGCUUAUCCUUGUCCCUGUGACAUUGGCCAUAAGAUAGAGUAUGGAGGGAUGGGGCAUGAAGUUCAAGUUGAGCACAUCAAGGCCUAUGUCACCAGAUGCCCUGUUGAUGCUGGCAAAGCCGUGAUUGUCAUUCAAGAUAUAUUCGGCUGGCAGUUGCCCAAUACCAGAUAUAUGGCUGACAUGAUUGCCGGAAACGGAUACACAACCAUUGUUCCAGACUUCUUUGUAGGGCAAGAGCCAUGGCACCCCUCUGGGGAUUGGUCCACCUUUCCGGAGUGGCUGAAAACAAGAAAUGCCAGAAAGAUCGAUAAAGAGGUUGAUGCUGUCUUGAGGUAUCUGAAACAACAGUGUCAUGCCCAGAAAAUUGGCGUCGUGGGGUUCUGCUGGGGAGGAGUUGCAGUCCAUCACGUGAUGAUGAAAUACCCGGAAUUGAGGGCAGGAGUGUCUCUCUAUGGCAUCAUCAAGGAUUCAGAAGAUGUGUAUAGUUUGAAGAACCCCACAUUGUUCAUUUUUGCUGAAAAUGAUGCUGUGAUUCCUCUUGAGCAAGUCUCUUUGCUGACCCAGAAGUUGAAAGAACACUGCAAAGUGGAAUAUCAAAUUAAAACAUUUUCUGGGCAAACUCAUGGGUUUGUGCAUCGAAAGAGAGAAGAUUGUUCGCCUGAAGACAAGCCCUACGUUGACGAGGCAAGAAGGAAUUUACUUGAAUGGCUGAACAAGUACAUUUAGGAGUGGCCAGUGCAAACUUUCUGAAGCUUUUGUCCAGAAAUAGUCUUUGAAAUACUUAGAUCAUUUGAUUUAAUUUCUGUUUAUAUAAAAUAAAUCAAGGAAUCCUGAAAUUCAUGAUUUCAUCCGAAACAGAAAUUCAGUAGGAAAUGUUAAUGUUUGAAAUUACUUCUUUUUAACAUGCACCUAAAUAAAAAUUUUAAAAACAGAUUAGUACCUGAAGAAUUUGAUUGCUAGAAUAAUAUCCUAUUAAUAAAAACCUGGGGCUAUUUCGGUCCAGCUGACAGCUCAGGUGUGACCUUCCUGGGCUGUAAUGGACGACAACCUUUAAAAUGACUAAUGUUGCAAAGCCAUGACGACAUGAACUGUAAACUCAGGUAGACUGAGAGCCCAGCUUAAUUAGACGUUUAUCUGUGUCUUAAUACAAAUGACUUUCAUGUUUAUAUAUGGCACUGUAAAAAAUAAAGAUUAAAAUAGGGUUCUAUGGGCCUAAUUAUAUCAAGCUAAUAAA